GGGAAAAUAUUGCUAGGCUCCAGAAAUGUUUGAGAGGAAAAGCUAAGUUAAGUGUUCAAGCAUUAUUGAAUUUCACCUGUGAAGUGCAUAAAAUCAUAGAAACACUCGAAAAGAGAUUUUUCUAAUUGGUUCGAUGAGAUAGCAAAUGCAGCAUGUUGUGUUCUAACUUAUCCGGAAACUGAAAAUGAAAAGAAGAAGAAAUACGUAUGUGCCGCCAGUGAGGAGAACUCUACCCGCAAAUUCAAUUGCCUGUUCUGCAAAAUGAACAAUCAUUCGACAUAUACUUGCAGUAACUUCAAGCAGUUGGAUUCAGACAGAAGAUGGGAAUGGAAAGAAAAAAGUGUGCAACAAAGAUGGUUGUGAUGAAUUCCAUCACAGCUUACUCCAUCCAAAUUCUCCGAGAGAAUAUAUUGCCACAGCACCAAUUUCUGAGACUGAAAAUCCUUGGAGUGAAGAUGGAAGAGAAAAUAUCAGUAGAAGAAGCUAGAGCAAUGAAAAUAAUGGAAGAAACAGCUAAGAGAGUCGGAAACAGAUGGGAGAUAGGCCUUCUAUGGAAAGAAGAUGAUGUUAAAAUGCCUCAGUCGAGGUCAGCAGCAGAAAAUCGUCUCAAAAUGAUGGAAAAGAAAUUAGCCCGGAAUCCAGUAUUUUCCAAGGAAUAUUUAAACAAAUUGGAUGAAUAUGAAGGCAAUGGGUUUGCAAGAAAGGUCAUAGAUAUGGCAAUACAGGAUGAAAAAUCAUGGUAUCUACCUCAUUUUGGAGUUGUGAAUCCCAAAAAGCCUGGAAAGGUAAGAUUAGUUUUUGAUGCUGCCUCUAAGGUAAAUGGUAUCAGUUUAAACGAAAAAUUAUUAAAAGGUCCUGAUUUUUUAAAUUCCUUACUGGGUGUACUCUUCAAGUUUAGACAAAAGAAAAUUGCAUUCACAGGAGACAUCAAAGACAUGUUCCACAGAGUAUACAUCAGAGAAGAAGAUAGAAAAUUUCAAAGACAAACGACGGAAUAUGAAAUGACAGUGAUGAUUUUCGGAGCAGCUUCUUCUCCAGCUUCUGCGCAGUUCAUAAUGAGAAAAAACGCGAAAGAGUUUGAAGACGAAUUUCCUGAAGCAGCAAGGGUAAUUUUAGAACAGCAUUAUAUGGAUGAUUAUUUAGAUAGUGUUGAUUCUGUAGAAGAGGCAUUAGAUUUAAUAACCGGUGUCGAAGAGGUUCAUAAGAGAGGUGGUUUCCAAAUAAGAAAUUGGACAAGUAACUCCAAAGAAGUUUUAAAGCUGAUUCCGACAGAAAAAAGAACAAGGGAAUUGAAAGAUGUAGAAAUAGAGAAAGAGCUUCCAACAGAACGUGUUCUAGGACUUCACUGGAAUCCGAAUGAAGAUUGUUUUUUGUUCAAAGUCGAACCCAAGGAAAUUAUGGAAAUUUUAGAAAAGAAAGCAACAACUACCAAAAGAAAAAUGUUGAAAAUUGUAAUGUCAGUUUUUGACCCUCUUGGGUUUCUAUGUCACUUCACUGUCAAAGCAAGAAUUUUGUUACAAGAAAUUUGGAAAAUGGGUUCUGGAUGGGACGACAAAUUAGAACAUUCGGUAAAUGAAAAAUGGCUCAAAUGGUUGCAAGAUUUAAGAAAAAUUGAAGGUAUGAAAAUUCCUAGAUGCUAUUUGGAUGAUAAUACGGAACGUAAAAUACAAUUGCAUACGUUUUGUGAUUCCAGUUCGGAAGCCUACGCCGCAGUUUCGUAUUUUCGAAUUUUAUCAUAUCAAAAAAUUUAUUCCAAUAUCGUUAUGGCAAAAUCAAGAGUAAGUCCUCUGAAAACCUCAUCUAUCCCUAGAUUAGAACUUCAAGGAGCAGUACUGGGAGCUCGUUUGGCUAGAACAAUAAGAGAAAAUCACAGUAUUCCUAUAAGUCGUCAGUAUUUUUGGACGGAUUCCCGGACAGUAAUCAGUUGGUUGAAAUCAGAUCCUCGCAAACUUAAGCCAUUUGUGAGUCAUAGAGUUAAUGAAAUAUUGGAUAUAUCUGAAGAGAAUGAAUGGAAUUGGAUUUCAACAAAGGAUAAUGUAGCAGAUGAAGCAACUAGGGAUAAUAUAAAUUGUGAAUGGUCAGAAUUAAGUAGGUGGAACAUUGGUCCAUCCUUUCUUAGAUGCAAUGAAGACACGUGGUUCAGAGAAAACGGAAUAGAGAUAGACAAAGGAGAAAAUGAAGAAAUGGAAGAAUUUUUCAGGGAAAUGAAAAAAGAAUACGUUGCUCUGACAACGGAAGGAGACAAUUUGAUUGAGUCUAUUCCGAAAAUUGAAAGGUUUUCAUCUUAUCUUCGACUCAUAAGGUCAACUGCCUGGUUGUUGAGAGCUAUUCAAGUUUUCAAAGGUACCAUAAAAUCGUUCUCUGAGUUAUUACCAGAUGAAGUAGACAGAGCUGAAAAAUUAUGGUUUAAACUUGUACAGGAAGCAUGUUUCAGGGAAGAAAUUCGAAGUUUAAAGAAUAAGAAGCCUGUCGAUAAAACGAGUAGACUUUAUAAAUUAUCGCCAAUGUUGGAUAGUGAAGGAAUUGUAAGGAUCAACGGAAGAAUAGGAGAAUCAGAAGAUAUCUGUUAUGAAACAAAAUUCCCAAUCAUUCUUGAUAGAAAGCAUUAUUUUACACGACUUUUGAUCCUUCAUUAUCAUAAGAGAGCCAGUCAUCAGGGACAAGAGUUGGUUUUGAAUGAGUUACGACAGAAGUUUUGGAUUUUACAAGCUCGAGCUGCUGUCAGAAGUGCAUGGAACUCUUGCUAUAGGUGCAGGAAUUUCAGAGCGAAACCCAUAGUCCCAGAAAUGUCUCCACUCCCAAAAUGCAGGGUAAGUGCCUUUGUAAGACCUUUUACUUUUACAGGUAUGGACUACUUUGGUCCAAUGAAUGUCACCAUUGGCCGUCGACAUGAAAAACGUUAUGGGGUUUUAUUUACCUGUAUGAGUAUUCGAGCCAUCCACUUGGAGAUUGCAAAUUCUCUAACUACCGACUCCACCAUUAUGGCCAUCAGAAGAAUGAUCGGACGAAGAGGUUGUCCUAAGAAAAUAUUUGGUGAUAAUGGUACGAAUCUGAAGGGAGCUGAGAGAGAAAUGAAGAAGGCGUUGCAGGAAAUGAACGAAAAUCAGAUUUUAGCCGAAAUGACCACUAGAGGAAUCGAGUGGGUAAGGAUACCACCGCUUACACCACACAUGGGAGGUUGCUGGGAGAGGAUGGUGAGAUCCGUAAAAACGGCCCUAUCAGUCACUCUCAAAGAAAGAUCGCCAAAAGAAGAAGUUUUGUCUACACUUCUCAUCGAAGCUGAAAAUAUAGUAAAUAGUAGACCCUUAGUCCACGUUCCAAUAGAUGCCGCAGAUGGAGAAGCUUUGACGCCGAACCAUUUUCUUAUAGGGACUUCAAGUGCUUCUCCACUUCCUUGCCUCUUGUCGGAAAGAGAUCUAGUUACGAGAAAGCAGUGGAAGAUAUCCCAAUAUUUUUCAGACUGUUUCUGGAAACGUUGGAUCAGGGAAUAUCUUCCAACUCUCACAAGAAGGACGAAAUGGCACAAGAAGACGAAAAAUUUAGUCGUAGGAGACGUAGUAAUGAUAAUCGAUGGUGACUUGCCCAGGAACUGCUGGAUGAAAGGGGUGAUCGAAGCUGUUUUUGUUGGAAAAGAUGGACAAGUCAGAAGCGCCGACGUCAAAACUACACUGGGAACAUACAGAAGACCAGCUGUUAAAUUAUGUCCCCUAGAUAUUCAAUGA
Molecule: messenger RNA, 3722 nt
Organism: Harmonia axyridis
Lineage: Eukaryota; Metazoa; Arthropoda; Insecta; Coleoptera; Coccinellidae
Exons: 4
Coding region: 321-3722 (1133 amino acids)
Biological process (GO): DNA integration
Molecular function (GO): nucleic acid binding
Source: RefSeq, a predicted model, not a curated record